UAAAGCAAGUCUAAAGUAUCCGAGAGACAGACAGACAGGUGCCGCGGAAGUUUACACUUGCAGGGGCGCAUCCCUCCGCGUCUUUUCGUCUUUAUCUGGGAUACAGUGAAAGAGAUCCGGCACCCACUGAUUCUGUGGUCGUCCCAGACUCGGCGUCCAGAGCAGCAGUGCCCGUGCCUCUCCUCCUCCUUUUCCUCUGGACCAACAGCAGCAGCAGCAGCAACGGUGACAGCGGCGGCGCAGUCAGAAACGAUGGGCCGGAAACUGGACCUCUCAGGCCUGACGGACGAUGAAGCCGAGCACGUCUUGAAAGUAGUCCAGCGGGACAUGAAGCUGCGGAAGAAGGAGGAGGAGAGGCUAAGUGAGAUGAAGCAGGAGCUGGCGGAGGAAGGCAGCAGAUGCUCCAUCCUCUCCAAGCAGCACCGCUUCAACGAGCACUGCUGCAUCCGCUGCUGCGCGCCCUUCACCUUCCUGCUCAACCCCAAACGCCAGUGCCUGGACUGUCAGUACAACGUCUGCAAGACCUGCUGCACCUACAGCAAGAGGGACAAAGCCUGGAUCUGCUCUGCAUGCCAGAAGGGCAGGAUAUUGAGGACACAGUCCCUCGAAUGGUAUUAUAACAAUGUGAAGAGUCGCUUCAAGAGGUUCGGCAGCGCCAAGGUUUUGAAGACUUUGUACCGAAAGCACAUUAUCGAAAGAGGCGCUCUUUCAGAUCUCCCAGAAAGCAGUGUUCACGAGGGAAGCAACGACAACGAUGGCAGCGUCUGCGGCAGUGACUCUGCCUUCUACAAACAAAGUGAAGGACACAGCAUGGCAGAGACGCUCACAGUCGCCCUGCGUGUUGCUGAAGAAGCCAUAGAAGAAGCCAUCGCCAAGGCGGAGGAGUUCAGCGACAGCUUGGAAAAGCAGAAUGAGGCUCGGUAUCUACGUGAUCACAAAGAAGAACUCAUAGAAGAACUUGCCACAACCAUUGUACAAAAAAUCAUCCAGAGGAGGAAGCGUUCAGAGAUGCAGACAGAGUAUGACUUUGUCUGGCCUCAGCCUCAGUCAUUGAUCCAACCCAGUGAACUUCCUUCUCCGUCUCAGCCUCAAGCUUCUUCGCAGGGACCACAGGACCCACUUAAGACCUCCUACUCCCUGUGGCGAUCACGGUCAGCGUUCUCCCUCACAAGUGACGACUCCCCUGAGAAAGGUCCAGAGGACGAGGGUGCCGGAGCAGGAGGGGGCUUACAAGAGUACGCAUCUCUAAAGAGGGAGGCCAAAGCCACGUCUUUACCCAGCUGGAAGAGUGUGGAUCGACUGGACAACUCCAGUGCAUCCUCUGUUCUCCAGAGCCCAGACGGGAACUGGAUUGCUCUGCAUAGUUCCCAGCUGUCUCGGCCCAGUCUGCUAACCAAGAGGAAGAGCCUGGUGUUCAGCGUUUUGGAAAAGGAGUCCGGUGUCGUGUCCGCCUACGACGAGAUGGGAUCAGACUCGGAGGUGGAUGAUGAAGGCGGCUGGGGCGCGGCGUUGCGUCAGUUCCGCCGCAAACUCUCUGAUGAGACUUACUACACGGACUCGCAGCACGACCCCGAGUGGACGUACACCCAACACCUUCCCAUUACCUCCCCGUCGUCAGGCCAGUACACCAACACAGAGACUCUGAACUCAGACUCUGAAGCCUCCUCGGUGCUGUCGGCGUGUCCUCGAAAGCCACCUCACAACCUGCUUAGGAAGAAAGGACCGCCUGACACACACCUGCAUCCACACCACCAGCCGCUGUAUCACCAACAUCUGCACCAGAACUUCUCUCCGUAUCCACUGCAUUCAGACGCACUGGAUGUGAACUUCAACCCCAAGGUGAUGGGGGACAGCAGUGAGGCUGAGGAGAAACAGAAUGACCCCAUCAGGAGAUCACGUAGACGAAGGAAAAGCAAGAAAGAGUCGUCAACAGAGCAAAGCAGGUCUGGAGGCCAAAGCCAGAUGCACUCCAUCUACCCACUAGUGCAGGAGAACAGUGGUUUUCUACUCAAUGCACUCCUCAAGAGGGGUUUAAGUGAGGAACACCCGGUACCCGAGCCCACACCAAAAGCUCCAGUUGAACCAGACGCCUUGAAAUUAGACGCCAUGACACCGGAGCCUGAAGACGUGGACACGGUGGCUCCAAAUUCUGCAGCCCCCAGCUCUCCUCCAGCUAAUUUCCCAGCUUUAGGGCAAGCGCUGUCACCCAGCAGCUCAGGCCUGAGAUCAAGCAGUGGAGAUCCUCUGGAACAAGAGCUACGAUCCAGACUCAGCGAGCUGGUCAGCCGAGCCAACAGCAAAGACAGCAGCUCAUCUGAAGAGGAGUGCACAAAGUGGCCUGCAGACAAACAGACAGAUAAAGAAAGUGACAGACAGAGAGAGAAGUCAUGCCCGAAAGACACCGAAAAAGAAAAGCAGAGGGAAAGUGACAGAUUAAGAGACAGGGUGAGCAGUAAGGAAAAGGAGAAAACAAGUGAAACAGCAGAACUAGUGAAUGGACAAGAGAUGAAAAGGAGUGAGAGACUGUUAAAGAGUCAAUCACUGAGAGAAGAAGGAAGGGUUCGGGAGAGGAGGUUAGACAGGGAAGUGGAGAGUCUGGAGGAGAAAAUAGACGAGCACGUGCAAAAGAGAGGCGAUAAAAGAGAGGGGAAUAGACAAAGUAAGAGACAACACAAAAGAGAUGUGGAGAAGGAGAGAGGAGGAGGAGGAGGAGCGAGGAGGAGUGGAUCUAGCGCCAGCUCUCCUGCUAUUACCCCUUCUUCCCAGGAGGGGGUGCUGUCCGGCAGCCAGGAAGGACAGUUUGACUCGGAGUCACAGCAGAGGCUUCAGUUGCUCUCCUCUCUCUUACACCAGCAGAAGUACUCGGCGGCGUCUCUCUGCAGCAUCACCACUGAGGUGCUAAAGGUUUUGAACGCCACAGAGGAGCUGAUCGGUGAAGCAGGAGGUGAGAGCUACACCCCGUCUGAGUCUAUAAGUGCAUCUCCCAUCUCCAACAGCUCAGAAACCCGUCGGCUGGACCAGAGGCUGACCAAGAUGGAGGAGAAUGUGUAUCUGGCUGCCGGGGCAGUGUAUGGCCUGGAGGGGGCCCUGGGGGACCUGGAGCAUUGUGCCCGAAGUAUCAGCAGUGGCACCACUGACACAGAGCUGGCCUUUCUGGAAGACCAGGUGGCCACUGCAGCUGCUCAAGUCCAACAGUCAGAGCUACAGAUAUCAAAUAUUGAGGCCAGGAUAUCGGCUCUGAAAACAGCUGGACUGAAUGUGACUGUCUGCAAUCGAUUCUCCAAGUUCAAGCCAAAGGCUAAGCCUCAAACCCUGGAUUCAUCACGGCAUCAGAGGAGGAAGCUUCCUGCCCCUCCAAUGAAAGAUAAAUUGGAGCCAGAGCAGCAGGUGAAAGUGUUUCAGCCAUAGCGGCAGUCCGAAGCACAACAAGUCCCUCAGGGCCACUUCCGAGGGACAGGGGCCCCUCUCAUCCAGUGCCUUGACCCAGUGUCCGCCUCCAGCUCCAGGCUAAGAAGGGGCCAACACCUGCCCUGUGUGACCACCCGGCUUUCAGCUCUCAGCCAGGCACAGUAUCACAUCAAUUAAACAUGUCCGAUAACAGACGCUUCACUCCUCCUCUUCCUCCUCCUUUCAUUUCUCACCUGGAAGACAUAACCGGCAUUACCCUUUUCCGUACAGCGCGCCAUAUACGACUCGACGUUUGGUGUCUCUGCCUUAAGAUCUGCAAAACACUCCUCAUGAGCCGAUUCCAAAAGAAAACCUGUACAGUGGGAAAAAAAAACAAAACAAAACAAGCAUUUCCUUUUUUCUAUCUGUUUGCAAGAGUAUUGUGAUUAAAUGUACAAUGAAUCAUGUGAAACCUUUCUGUGAUUCCAUGUUCUGAAAAGAGGCUGAGCUGUGUUUUAUACUGCAUCUUUUUUUCAUUUCACCACAUGAGGAAUUUCACCGUAAGCCCCAUCAAAGCCUUUUGAAUGAUUGUCACUUUUCACAUACAGCUACCAGAUGGUAAUCCUCAUUUAGGGGAUGAUUGUACCUUUUAACAUUUUACCCAUUUUAAAGGUAAUUCUAAACACACGCGUAUCAGAUGAUAGAGUUUAGAUGUGUUACGUAUCAGGGCCAAAACACUUUUAUCUUUCUCUCCUGCCAUUAAAUUUACUUUAUGGCAAUAAUGGAACUCAAAGCACACUGCUGAGACAUUUUAUCCAAUAGUAAUUUAAGGCGAACUGUAAUGAUAAUGCUAAUUUACAGGAGAAAUACAGUCCAGUUUAUUUGGAAAAGGAAAUACUGACAUACACACUGCAGCCUUAAUGAGGAAGCCGUGGGAUACGGCAGUGAAAAGAAUCCAACUGAGUCCAGACUCACAUGGGGAUUCAUUUAAUACUGUACAUGUCUGACAUAUACAGGUUCAGUCCGAUUCCCUCAUGCGUUAUUCUUAAACCCAUCUUUUUCUCUUCCUCUGUCAUCAUGUUCUUCAUUUAAACUCCGUGGCCUUUUAUUUGAACAAAAAGUCUAUUUUCUUUUCCAAACUUUUACUUUGCGUCCGGAAAUUGUGUGUAGAUUUUUACAUACUGAAGUCUGAUAGGCUUUAUAACAAAUGCCAUAAAACCAUAAUUUUGUUACAAGCGAUUUAUUUUUGUACUUACUGAACGUUUUUAUGCAAUAUCACUGAAAUAAGUACUAUUGCAAAUUAUUAAAGGCUUUAUUCUCUGCUCACAGGAGCCCUCCUCAGUCGUGUCAGACUCUCAUGUGUGAUGACUCAAAGUGCUUUCAGUGUAUGCUUGCAUUUACCAUUUGAUAAUGCCAGUAAUGAUGAUGGUAAAUGUUACUAAAACACAGGAGAUAGCAAGCAUUUUUGGAGCGGCUAGUACAACUCAUACUAUAUUUGUACUGCUCUAACACUAGAUUUGAGAAUACUGCCUUUUAUCCUUUUCAUUUUUUCGGUUAUUUCGCUUUACUCUGUGACCACUUACAUCAGUAAAGCAUCCACUACACUCGGCGAUAAGAGCAGGGAUGGAUUUCCUUUUGAAAUGCUUCAACUAAAAGGUGUGGUGAUCUUCUGAUUGAAUGCUCUGCCCAUUUUAUUAGUGACCUUUUCAACACAGCAUCUGGUUUUUCACACUGAUCCUGUACUUUUGUCAAUCCUGUUCCCAAAGGUGUUGAUGUAUAAAAAGCAUGUUUCAGGUUUUAUCGAAUUGAUGUACAAAUCUCCAUGAGAAGCACAGCCACAAGGGUCCAAUCAUCAGUGUCCUGUAUUUUUCUAAUAUAUAAAAAAAGAUAUAAUCCCAUCUCAGAAUUUGUUAAUAUAUGUAUAUGUGUGAAAAGAUGGUUAUGAUAUUGAAAAUGUGUGUAUUUCCCAAUCAUAGUUGACUAAUCUUUCAGUGUUGUGAGCAAGAGACUGUGUAUAAUUGUCAUGAUUUGUCAGGCUGGAUUCACACAGGAAGUCUCUAAUUUACUACUGUAACUGUGUCACCUCAUUUGCCCUAAAGGAUAUUUUGUCAGAAAUGAUGAGAGCUGCACAGAGCUAGAAACAAAUAUUAUUUUGUUCCUGUUUCAAUCCAGUGAGAAUGAAAAUGACGUUGGUUCACUGUGCACUGUUCCACAGGAGGGCCAUUCACUUUUACGUGCAAAUUGUUUGUUGCAAACCAUAUGACAUGUUGGGGAAAAUAUUAACAAGCAAAAAAUACAGAUUCUAUGUGCCACAGUACUCUGAGAAAAAAAAUGUAUUAUGAAAUGAAUAAAAUUUGCAAACUUAAAGCAA
Messenger RNA from Sphaeramia orbicularis (orbiculate cardinalfish), 5758 nucleotides. RefSeq names its product myosin VIIA and Rab interacting protein b (gene myripb). The coding region runs from base 253 to 3408 and encodes 1051 amino acids. Gene Ontology annotation, biological process: intracellular protein transport. The transcript is spliced from 18 exons. NCBI's taxonomy places the organism in Eukaryota, Metazoa, Chordata, Actinopteri, Kurtiformes, Apogonidae. Gene Ontology annotation, cellular component: cortical actin cytoskeleton. The record is from RefSeq and is a predicted model, not a curated record. Gene Ontology annotation, molecular function: small GTPase binding; actin binding; myosin binding.